GCUGCCUCUCGCAGGUUCGUGGAGACCGUGGAGCUGCAGAUCAGCCUCAAGAACUACGACCCCCAGAAGGACAAGCGGUUCUCCGGCACCGUCAGGCUGAAGUCGACGCCACGGCCCAAGUUCUCGGUCUGUCUGUUGGGGGACCAGCAGCACUGUGAUGAGGCCAAAGCGGUUGACAUCCCGCACAUGGACAUAGAAGCUCUGAAGAAGCUCAACAAGAACAAGAAGCUGGUGAAGAAGUUGGCUAAGAAGUACGAUGCCUUCCUGGCUUCCGAGUCCUUGAUCAAGCAGAUUCCUCGAAUCCUGGGCCCAGGCCUGAACAAAGCCGGGAAAUUCCCUUCUCUGCUCACCCACAACGAGAACCUGGUGGCUAAGGUUGAUGAGGUCAAAUCGACCAUUAAAUUCCAGAUGAAGAAGGUGCUCUGUCUGGCUGUGGCUGUCGGUCACGUGAAGAUGACAGAGGAUGAACUUGUCUACAACAUCCACCUGGCCAUCAACUUCCUGGUGUCCCUGCUGAAGAAGAACUGGCAGAACGUGCGAGCUCUGUACAUCAAGAGCACCAUGGGGAAGCCCCAGCGCCUCUACUGAGGGGGCAGCAAUAAACUCUGUGGGCACCCACGA
Messenger RNA from Manacus vitellinus (golden-collared manakin), 621 nucleotides. RefSeq names its product ribosomal protein L10a (gene RPL10A). The annotation marks the transcript as partial. Gene Ontology annotation, cellular component: large ribosomal subunit. The transcript has 4 exons. Lineage: Eukaryota; Metazoa; Chordata; Aves; Passeriformes; Pipridae. The record is from RefSeq and is a predicted model, not a curated record. Gene Ontology annotation, molecular function: RNA binding; structural constituent of ribosome. Gene Ontology annotation, biological process: translation.